Molecule: messenger RNA, 1255 nt
Organism: Drosophila subobscura
Lineage: Eukaryota; Metazoa; Arthropoda; Insecta; Diptera; Drosophilidae
Product: abscission/NoCut checkpoint regulator
Exons: 4
Coding region: 110-1159 (349 amino acids)
Biological process (GO): abscission; mitotic cytokinesis checkpoint signaling
Cellular component (GO): midbody; cleavage furrow; centrosome
Molecular function (GO): phosphatidylinositol-3-phosphate binding
Source: RefSeq, a predicted model, not a curated record
GAAAUUAUCGAAAGCACUGAAAUUGUAAACAUACAAAUCAUUAGCCUUUGUUUGUAUCUUUUCUAAAUUAAAAUUGUAUUUCGACAAGACAAUUUGAUUCUUCGCCAUCAUGAGCUGCUUUGGCUGCAGCCGAAAAUAUGGACUAUUCAGCAAGGAGUAUGGGUGUCCCAACUGCGGCUUCUCCUACUGCUCCAAGUGUCUGAAGAGGCCAAUGCCAGUGCCUCGGUUCGCAGGGAAGGUGUUGAACGUCUGCUUAAUUUGCUACGAUAAACUGUCCAAACUGCAGACUAAUGUCGAUCAGGAUAAAGUCAUUGACUGCGAUGCAUUGCCGGGGGAACUUGUUACCAAAAUGCGCCUGCCAAACCCCUUAAAUGGCUCCACCCGGUUGGAACUCGACAAGGCAGACGAACUCUUCGACAAUGUUUCGCCGCCGGAGGAACUGGCUGGCGUAAUGGCACCCAUAAGCCCCACAGCUCAUUCCACAAAUGAAGAUAUUGACGAAAAUUUGGAUAGUGCCAUGGCAAAACGGUUGCAGAAUCUUAGAGAUGUGGAUGCAACUGACGAUGAAAUUCGGGCGCGUCUUUCCAACAUAAGCGGCAUUCCGCAUCAUAAGAACUACGACAAAAAGGAUAUUCUGCUCUCCACGGACCAAAGAAGUGAUCAGGACAAAAUCAAAGAUUUGCUGCAUCAGUUCAUGGACGAAACGGAGCUGGACCAAAAAGUUGACAACCAACGUAACGAUGCAAUUUCCGACAUUGAACGACGUUUGCGUGCCCUGCGGGAUAACCCAAUCGGUGAUGAAGCAGGCGGGGCUGGCGGUGCAGAGCUAUCGACUUUAAAUACUCCCAGCGAUAACGAGGAUGAUGAGAAGACCUUAAAAAAUAUAAUCAAAAAGUACGUUGCAGAAUCAAGUUUGCCAACUGAGAACAGUGGCCGUGAUGAUGGCGUCGAGGGGGAUAUGGCCAAAAAUAGCAAUACUGAGGAGCUGCCUUGGUGUCAUAUUUGUAACGAGGAUGCCGUCUUCCGUUGCCGGGGAUGCGAUGGCGACCUGUUCUGCUCCCAGUGCUAUAGAGAGUACCACGACGAUGAUGAGGAGUAUCGAGCGCAUGUUAAAGUCAAGUAUGAUUCGCCGCCUAAAUUUACUGAAAACCACUUCUAGUUCGCUGUCUUGGUGCAUUGUUUUUUAUGUUUAAGUUUAUUUUCUCUGCUAAGAAUCAAAAAGAUUUUGCAAAUGCAAUAAAUAUUAAUCAAAGUC